Notolabrus celidotus (New Zealand spotty) is the source of this 1836-nucleotide messenger RNA. RefSeq names its product gamma-aminobutyric acid receptor subunit rho-1-like. Gene Ontology annotation, cellular component: synapse; membrane; neuron projection. Lineage: Eukaryota; Metazoa; Chordata; Actinopteri; Labriformes; Labridae. The record is from RefSeq and is a predicted model, not a curated record. The transcript has 10 exons. Bases 307 to 1722 code for a protein of 471 amino acids. Gene Ontology annotation, biological process: signal transduction; regulation of membrane potential; chemical synaptic transmission. Gene Ontology annotation, molecular function: neurotransmitter receptor activity; extracellular ligand-gated monoatomic ion channel activity; GABA-A receptor activity.
UUGCAUGAGGAGCUGAAGGUCUCCUCUCUCAACCAGGCGGAAAAAACGUGCUGUCCGUUCAGACUGCAUCGAACGCACGGACAGCAAAUCCGAGCCAUCUGACGCGGAGGAUUUGUAGGUUUAGGAGAAAAUGCUUCGCCCCCUCCUCCAUGAGAUUAAAAACCGUGACAGUCAUGCAGCCUAUAGAUUCUCUCUAUGUGUGCAGCGCGGAGCGGUGAGAUCGGAAUAUGCGACCUGCGUGGGUAAAGUUGUGGGAGUAACCUGCAGUUUUAAGGCUUUUGGAGAGGUGUGGGGACGCAGGACACCAUGCACACGGAUGUGGUGCUGAUUAACCUGCUGGUUUGGAUAGUAGAGGUGUCCGGACAGCCGCGUUCAAGAGGUCAAGCCCUGCAGCCGCACAGACUCUCCAGGUCAAAGAGAGAAAUGGCUCAGUUGGAGGGAUCCAGCCACAGGACUAGCAGCCACAUGUUGAAGAGGAGUCCAGACAUCACCAAAACCUGGGGGGCAAAGUCUGAGCAGCUGCUGAGGAUAGACGACCACGAUUUCACCAUGAGACCGGGAUUCGGAGGACCUGCAGUUUCAGUCGGUGUGGAUGUCCAGGUGGAAAGUUUAGAUGCCAUCUCAGAAGUGGACAUGGACUUUACUAUGACCCUGUACCUGAGGCACUACUGGAAAGACGAGCGCCUGUCCUUCAGGAGCAACAGGAACCAGAGCAUGACCUUUGAUGGCCGCCUGGUGAAGAAAAUCUGGGUACCUGACAUGUUUUUUGUCCACUCGAAGAAGUCCUUCACCCAUGACACUACUACAGACAACGUCAUGCUGCGGGUCUAUCCUGACGGCAAAGUCCUCUACAGCCUCAGGGUGACGGUCACAUCAAUGUGCAGCAUGGACCUGAGCCGCUUUCCUCUGGAUACGCAGACAUGUUCUCUGGAGAUAGAGAGCUACGCAUACACAGACGACGACCUGAUGCUGUACUGGAAGAAAGGAAACAGGUCUCUAAACAUAGACGAGAGGAUUUCUCUCUCCCAGUUCCUCAUCCAGGAGUUCCACACCACCACCAAGCUGGCCUUCUAUAGCAGCACAGGCUGGUACAACCGUCUGUACAUCACCUUCACUCUGCGGCGUCACAUCUUCUUCUUCCUGCUGCAGACGUACUUCCCUGCCACGCUGAUGGUCAUGCUGUCCUGGGUUUCCUUCUGGAUCGACCGCAGGGCCGUACCUGCUCGAGUGCCGCUGGGUAUAACCACGGUGCUCACCAUGUCCACCAUCAUCACUGGAGUAAACGCCUCCAUGCCGCGGGUGUCCUACAUCAAAGCUGUGGACAUUUACCUCUGGGUCAGCUUCGUCUUUGUCUUUCUCUCUGUGAUUGAGUACGCUGCCGUCAACUACCUGUCCACUCUGCAGGAGCGCAAGGAGCGGAAACACAGAGAGAGGCUGCCGUGUACCUGUGGUUUGGCUCAUCCUGACAUGAUGUCUGCCAGCUACAGUGAGGUGGACGCUAACACAACAGGACACUACAGCCUGCCGGGGGAGAACGGGGUGAAACGGGAGAGGAUGCUGGUAGAGCUGGCCAUGGAGAACGAUCAGAUCACCGGCCACGUCGGUACCAGCGCCUACAGCAACGUCUGGAUGGACACGCACGUCAUAGACAAAUACUCCCGCUUCUUAUUUCCUGGAUCUUACAUCCUCUUCAACAUCAUCUAUUGGUCCAUCUACUCCUAACACACACCUGAGGCUCGCUGAGCUCUGAACGCUUCUCCAUGAAGAUGGAAAAUCUGCCUCCAGGUUUGCUAGAGCGCUGACCAGAGAGGAGACGUAUGAUCUGGACUUGCAGGU